Molecule: messenger RNA, 5181 nt
Organism: Anguilla rostrata (American eel)
Lineage: Eukaryota; Metazoa; Chordata; Actinopteri; Anguilliformes; Anguillidae
Gene: nek7
Product: NIMA-related kinase 7
Exons: 12
Coding region: 405-1310 (301 amino acids)
Biological process (GO): peptidyl-serine phosphorylation
Cellular component (GO): nucleus
Molecular function (GO): ATP binding; protein serine/threonine kinase activity
Source: RefSeq, a predicted model, not a curated record
GCCCCUUUCCUCCGGGAAUGCUGGGAUGUAUACUGCCACUGAUCAGGAAUGGUGAAGAGCUAUGGUACAGUCCUAACUGUAAUAUAACUAUUACAUUUUACAAUAUUCUAUAGAAAUCUACACUGCGGCGUUUGUCUGAAUGCAUCGGUGCUACUGAAAAGCGGCCCUAGAAGUUAAGCAUUGGAUAAAGAUUUAGAAAUAUAGCUAAACCAGACAACCGCCAUCAACUCAGAAGUCCUUGACUGCGAAGGCACCCCGAGGCUACUUCCUGUGAGCUUCCUGUUCCUGUCCCAAGGCUGAGUCUGCAUUGUAUUAAAGGAAAGGGAAACACCCAGUAGCUACGGCUCAUUUGAAACUCCAUGUUCACAAGUACAAGGGUCGCCAUUGACUGAGCUCCCGUCGCCAUGGACGCCCAACCGCAAGGCCAGCAGGCUGCCGUUCCCAUGUUCCAGCCGCAGAAGCCUCUACAGCCGGAUAUGGAGUACAAUAUCUUAGCCAACUUUGCAAUUGAGAAGAAGAUUGGGAGAGGACAAUUUAGCGAGGUCUACCGGGCCAGGUACUUGCUAGACAACACGUCAGUAGCUUUGAAGAAAAUUCAGAUAUUCGACUUGAUGGAUGCCAAAGCUCGGCAAGAUUGCAUCAAAGAGAUAGAUCUCCUUAAGCAAUUGAACCACCCCAAUGUAAUUAAAUACCAUGCGUCCUUCAUUGAAGAGAAUGAACUAAAUAUAGUUCUGGAGCUUGCCGAUGCCGGGGACCUGUCAAGGAUGAUUAAGCACUUCAAGAAACAGAGGAGGCUGAUCCCUGAGAGGACGGUGUGGAAGUACUUUGUUCAGCUCUGCAGCGCUCUGGAACACAUGCACUCCCGGCGCGUCAUGCACAGAGACAUAAAACCGGCUAAUGUGUUCAUUACUGCCACUGGGGUAGUAAAACUGGGGGACCUGGGUCUGGGCCGGUUCUUCAGCUCCAAAACCACCGCGGCUCAUUCUUUAGUGGGCACCCCUUAUUACAUGUCUCCCGAGAGGAUACAUGAAAACGGAUACAACUUCAAAUCUGACAUCUGGUCGCUAGGCUGCUUGCUGUAUGAGAUGGCUGCGCUGCAGAGCCCGUUCUACGGAGACAAGAUGAACCUGUACUCCCUGUGCAAGAAGAUUGAGCAGUGUGACUAUCCCCCUCUCCCGUCCGAUCACUACUCUGAAGAGUUGAGAAAACUGGUAGAUAUGUGCAUCAAUCCUGACCCUGAGAAGAGGCCGGACAUCACCUAUGUGUACGACAUCGCCAAGCAGAUGCACGCAGUGACACUCGGCAGCUAAGUCCGCGAAAUAAGAGCUUGUCUUUCCGCGUGUCCUUCUCCACGGCACGUAGCACGCACGGUUUUUCCGAAAGGGAAGAACUGGUGGUGAUAUACCAGGUAUUUUGAAAAUGUAAUUUAUUUCACACUUGAGCUGAGGCCCAUGUUAAUAGAUGAAGAAUGGCGCAAAAGCAAGUGCCGCAGCUCCAUAGCUGUGUGAUGCCUUCCUCACGAGCCCUUCAGUCGCGUCCUGAGCUGAUCCAGGGUGUUCAGAUGAUUGAGUUAUGUUGAGUUGGAGUGACGGUCGUGUUGAGUUCUGUCAGUCGGUUUACAUCACCCUGUCAUGGAGGAACGCUGCCUGAACCAGGGACAGGACAUUUUAUCAUCAGCAAUUGUUUGCAUUCAGGUUUUCAUUUUAAACAUAUACCAUACUGUACACACACACACACACACACAUGCACACACGUGCGCACAUACAGACACACACACACACACAGGCAUACACGUGCGCACAUACAGACACACACACACACACACACAUACACAGGCAUGCACACACGCGCACACACAGAGGCAUACAUACACACACGCAUGCUUAAAGACAAAUCCAGUUAUAUUGCUUGAUUGCACUUUUUGGUACAGAUUGGAUAGAAGUAGAGCAGUCUUCUAAAGGAUACAGUUUGAAAGAUAAUCUUGUACUUGAUCAAGAGAUUUCAAAACAGUUGUUGGAAACAGUCCAGUUAGUUCAGCUUUAAGAUAAGAGGUUUUUCCAGCAGAUGAAUAUUUUCAAAUGAAUUUAGCUUGAUUUGUUGUGACCUGAUGCUUCAGCCAGAUUCUCACUUUGAAUGUGUUAAUUUGCACUGUUCUUUGUCUUCCCUCAAAUAUGUCUGCUGCUUUUUAAAAAGAAGAGUCGUUUCUGUUGGUGUUUGUGUUCUCGUGCACAGUGAAGUGUGGAUAUCCCUGAAUCCUGACUGUUCUGUAUGUGUGGGAGUGGAGUGUCUCUAACACUUUCACCUGUAGUUAUUAAGCAAAGGAGGAUUGUUAUUUGCUGCUGGUUUUUGCAACCGGGGGUCCCAACCUUGAUAAAGCAUUGCAGUCUGUCUUUAAGCCUUUUCACCUACGCAGUAUUUCUCUCCUCUCAGAUGUGCACUUUCAGCUCUGUACUAAACGUUAGCCUCAGGUGCGUCUGGCCAAAUGCAGAAACUCAUCAGGGCUUUUAUCUGCAAUUGGGUUGCAGUCGUCUGAUUUGCUUGUAUUCCGUUCGAUGUAUUGGCAGUUUUUAAAAAAUAAUCUGCAAUGAGGCAUGGCACAGGUCGUUGCAGUGACAUUAUUACCUUGAGAUGAAAACGAGCCAGGGACCUCUGGUAGUUGUAUUUCUUUUUCAGACAAAAACCUCUAAAUCUGGCACAACUGGGGACGUUGGAAACACGAAGGAACACACUAAAAUACUAGCAGCUCAUUAAGAUACUAGCGGCUGGUACAUUUUUGAAUUGCUAGUUUAAAUGGAUCUGCUGCCCCCGUCUUCACACAGACUGAAUUUUACCGAGUCAGUGCAUUGCAGAUGUGUGGAUUGUGUAUGAAACUGAAAUCAGCUAUUUAGAGAUGUUUGCAAAUCUUUUUGAUUUAUGUACACUUUUAGAAAAAAAAGGGUUAUUUGGCUUGUCUCCAUUGGGGAACCCUUUUUAGUUCUUUAUGCAAACCGCUAUAGUAGGUGAGAGGUUUGAAAGUUCCCAGAUUUAACUUUUUUGCCUGACGAAGACCCCAUCAACUAGAUAGGGUUCCUCCAUGGAGACAGGUGCCUUUUGGUACCCUUUCUUCUGAGAUUGUCGAUGAAGAAAUAGGUUCUUUAUCACAAUGGUUUGAUGAAAUUGUGUUCCUGUACUGAUGUGGUUUCAGUGGAAAUUAAAUGACUUUACAAAGAUAAAUAUUUUAAUAGCAAAAUAGUUCAGUUCCUCGUCUUAAAAUAACUCAGUAUGUGUGCAGCCCAUCAUCAUAUUUGACUAUAUUAUGCCCCACGAUGAAAUAAUUGAACGUGUCACUCCUGGUAGUUUACAUAUUGAUAACUUGUAGAAAGAAUAUACUUUUUAUUUCAUAUUUUAUGAUUUUGCAUCUUUAGUUAUAGGAUUUAUUCAGUGAAAGGCUCAUUCUGUAGAUCAGUUUUGCCUUAUAUUGUUCAUAUGAGCAAAUAGUGUUUCUCCUACCAGAAUCUUACAAAGUAAAAGAUAUAUAGACAGACUGGAGGGAAUUUAUAACUUUUUGUGGGUGACGCAUAUGUUGCUAGUCCAAUAACAAAUAUUUUAGAUUUUGUUUCGCACAUUUAGUUUGAAUGAGAGUGGGGGUUUUAUUGCAAAACUGCCGUUAAUAUUCAGUUUUAAUCUUUCUUCCAAAUCAGCUUGUCUGUAUAAAUGCACUUUGAACAACAUUUUUGCAGGUUAACUUUUUUAUGAUUACAUAUGAAGGCAGAAAGGCAAGGUAAAAACCAAAUGAAAAAAGGACUAACUGGUGGAUUUAUUCUUAAAAAAAUAACAUCUAAGACCGGCCACAGUCUCAUAUUACUUGUGCAUCGGUCGCCGUCUUUCCAUGUAAAAAUAUUUAUUUGUAUUCAAGGUUGUUAGUUUGGUUGUAUUUUUAUUUUGGAACAAUGACAGCUGUAUGUUUUGGUUGCUAGUUCUUUAAUGAUAAUACUGCAUGGUACAGAUUUACAGAUCAGUUCAAUAUUAAACGGCACCUCUGUUCAUUAAUUCUUUGUGUUACAUUACAAAGUCAUUUAGACUGAUUUGCUUUUUUUAUAUCUGGUACAUCCCAUUUCAAAGACAUUCUGAGGUGUGUGUGUGUGUGUGUGUAUGUGUGUGUAUGUACAUUCACUGAUAUUGUACUCUAGACUGAUUUGCUUUUCUUUAUAUCUGGUACAUCCUAUUUCAAAGACAUUCUGAGUGUGUGUGGGUGUGUGUGUGUGUGUGUGUGUGUGUGUGUGUGUGUGUGUGUGUGUGUGUGUGUGUGUGUGUGUGUGUGUGUGUGUGUGUGUGUGUGUGUGUGUGUGUGUGUGUGUGUGUGUGUGUGUGUGUGUGUGUGUGUGUGUGUGUGUGUGUGUGUGUGUACAGUCACUGAUAUUGUACUCUAGCAGCAUUUAAUUGAGUUUGAUAAUUGUGAAAUCCUAUGGUAAUCUAAAGUGUUCUUAGGUUUGCGUGGCUUUGAUUAUGGCCUUAAUAAAAGAGCAUUAACUAUGUGCACAAAUUAUACUCCGCUAAUUAAACUGCUGCUGCAAGGCACCGUUGUCAGCAUACUGUAUGGUAGAUCUUGCUGUGAUUUAUACCAAAUGUAUCAUGGUAUUCAUUAAAAUAAAGAUGUGAGCAUUUUUUUAUUUAUUUAUCAAGUGCUUGUUAUUUGGAAUUAAUGUAUUGAUUAAUUGAUUAUUUCUAACCAAUGAUACUUGUACAGUAACAGAAUCAAUACUUUUAAACCUGCUUCCUCGCACAUUUUUCUCUUGCGAAAACAGACACAAAGUUAUAUGUCAUGUGCUACACUUAUAUUUUACAGCUCCAAAUCUAUAUUUGUUGUCAUAAACAGAAUCCAACGUAGGUCACCAUUUCAUAGCAGAUGUGAAGCGCUGGAUGAAUUCAGUGUUUUUGCCGCUACCCAUUUAAGAUGCGUUAUAAUCUGUUUACACUUCUCACGUGUAGCUGUUCUGGGAAUGACUACAGAAAGCACAUAGCAGACAGACUUGUUCGAGGCUGACUUCAAUCCGAGGUUUUUACUUGUUUCAGCAUUGGGUCUCUAAAGUUUUAUGGGAAUUUGUUAUUUAUUUUUUUUGGUUUGUUGUACUUCAUGGCUAACUGUAAAGAUGUACAUAUUUGCUAUGUAUGCUAAGAGAAUACAAUAAAUCUUGGAAAACA